GUAAUGUGUUUUUAAAAGUCAAAUAGAUUUGUUGUCUCAGCCCCGCCAUUUUCGUAAGAAAAAAACAAAUUGCAGAAAGAUGGGAUGCAGAUAACAAUUUUUCCUUUAAAUUUUGGAUAUAUAUUGAAAAAGGGUGGUGUAUAUAAUUUGUUUUUGAAUGAUAAAAAGAUUUGUUGUCGACCAAGCAUUAAAUAUUAUUUUUGCGUAAUUUUGUGUUAUUUUUAUUUAUUUCUUUGUUUUAAUAAAUUAUUUGUUUUACUUCCUUUUUAUUAUUUACUUUAAUGUUUUAUUGCAUUUAAAAUAUUUUAUUUUCUCGAAAUUAAUUUCAAAAAAUUUUAAAAGUUAAUAAAAUGACUAAUUUUGAAGAAAAAUUUCUUGAUGGUCCAAAUGUUGGUUAUUGCUCUUCUUCAGAUGAUGAACAAACUGUGCCUAAAAAAGAUCAAGUUUUAUCCAAAAACUCUUCAAAAUAUCAAAAAACAGAAAGAACUGGACCAAAAGGUGUUUUGGCUGAUUAUCAACUUUCUGAACAAGAAAAAUUUAUCGAACAAAGAGCAAAGGAAGCAGCGGUUAUUUUUUCUUAAUUUUAUUUAUUUUUUGGAUUGUUUUUGGAAGUAUGGGCUGCCUUGAUUGUUGGGCGCUUGAUGCUAUUUUGGGCUAAUUACUGGCCUUGGGGAAUGCUCCAUUUUUUGGAAUUUUUGUCCGCAAAAUUUCUCCGCAAACUUGAAAUCCUUUUUCCGGUCUUGACCGUUUUUAGCUCGGACACCUCGCAACCUUCC
Molecule: messenger RNA, 776 nt
Organism: Meloidogyne enterolobii
Lineage: Eukaryota; Metazoa; Nematoda; Chromadorea; Rhabditida; Meloidogynidae
Source: the annotation of a GenBank genome assembly